Messenger RNA from Aspergillus terreus NIH2624, 1812 nucleotides. RefSeq names its product MYND-type zinc finger protein MUB1 (gene samB). NCBI's taxonomy places the organism in Eukaryota, Fungi, Ascomycota, Eurotiomycetes, Eurotiales, Aspergillaceae. The coding region runs from base 1 to 1812 and encodes 603 amino acids. Gene Ontology annotation, cellular component: MUB1-RAD6-UBR2 ubiquitin ligase complex. The transcript has a single exon. The record is from RefSeq and is a predicted model, not a curated record. Gene Ontology annotation, biological process: establishment or maintenance of cell polarity; ubiquitin-dependent protein catabolic process.
AUGCGCGAGGUCAAUUUCAGCAUCCCUAACGUCAACAAGGCCUCUGUCAACAUUACGACAACCCUGUAUGACAGACGUGCCCUCGACUGUACAUCAACGCUUCCCCUCAUCAACUCUCUCAACCAUCUUGCCUAUCUCACCACAUCCUCUGCUCGGAUUCGCGAUAUUCUCACUGUCGAUGGCGGCAUUGAGAGACUGGUAUGCAUCCUGAAGGAGGGCCGCAGCCGAGACCUGAUGGAGAUGUGGAAAUGGAGUCUGGCCUUCCAGUGUGUCGUCAACAUCGGUGUGCGGGGCUCGGAGAGUGUGAGAACCAGAGUCGUCGAGGCGGAUAUGGUGCCGGUGAUUGCAACCAUCCUGGACAACUACAUCAAGGUCGUCGACAAGGCCCGCGCUCGGGCGGAUCCAGACACUCAGAGACACUCUUCGAGGCAUCAUGCGAAGCCCGUCCCCACGGCUGGUGAACCUUCGGCUCGCCCGUCCCUCCUGGAACAGGCCGCCCAUACCGAACAACGGGCUUCCCGCCGUCAGGCUCCUCCCCCCAACAUCGAAAUCCCUCCGUAUUUCCAGGACAACCAUGUCGCCGACUCCAAUGCUAUGGACAUUAGCUCCUCGCCUCGUGCGCCGAUGACUUCUCCACCGGAGAGGAGCACAUUUGGUCAGGAAGCUCACAACCACCGAACUCAUGAUCCUCGUUAUCUGCACCCCGGUCAUCGUCAGAGGGCGAUGCAGCCUCUUGCCACCGCUUUGCCCCCCAUGGAUGCGGCCGAUGGCUUCGGCCUGCGGCCCGUUCGUGACACCGAAAGACUCCCCAGCAUGCUCCCCGGAUUGCAGAACGGAAUUACGUCUCAGCCUGAUUCCCCCACCACUCCCAGCGGCCCCAUCCAGGCCCGGAACAACGCAGCGACCACGGUCCCCGUGCAGCGACCGACUCUAAGACAGCAGCGAUCCGCCUCGGGCGAUUCCGACGACGGAAACGCGGAGUCGUUUUCGAUGGAAGACGGUGCCCGGUCUGAAGCGACAAGCGAGCCCAUCGUGCAGAACCAGAUGGAGAUUGAUGAAGUCGGCGACCGACAGGCCAUGCUGAACGGCGUUUCCGAUGGACAUGAUCUCACCGUCACUGAUCCCUCUGAAGGACAAGAAGCCGAGACCUUCAACAUCACUCAUCGGUCCACGGUGGAUGGCAGCACCAUCAAUAACGGCAAUACGCAGACCAACACUGCCCUGGGAUUGUCUCCUGCCCAGGCAGCUAACACGACCAACUCCCCCAACAUUGUUCCUAGCCCGUACUCCCUCUACUUCCGUGACCGGUCGGCGACAGCAUCCCAGAACGUCCUGACCACAAUGCCGCGCGAUGAGGACGUUUUGAUGUCCCUUCAACUCCUCGCCUACGUCUCCAAAUAUUGCAACCUCCGAUCCUACUUCCAAAACUCUCACUUUGUGCCCAAACUCAAGGUUGAUCGUGAACUCCAGAUGUUCGAGGAUGGUUCCUCGCCGAUGGAGACUGCCGAAGAAGAGGACGAGUACCUGCUCCCUGAUGAUGUGAACAUCUUCCCCCUGGUGGAGAAGUUUACUGUUCGUCAUCACUCGAAGGACAUGCAGUACUGGGCUUGUGUCGUCAUGCGAAACCUCUGCCGAAAGGACGAAUCACGCGGUGGUAUCCGGCAGUGCGCAUACUACAAGUGCGGCAAGUGGGAAGAAUUUCAGCGCCAGUUCGCCAAGUGCCGCCGUUGUCGCCGGACCAAGUACUGCAGCAAAGACUGUCAAAAGGCUGCGUGGGUUUACCACCGCCACUGGUGCCACACCACCCCAUGA